AUGCGUCUCUUUCUCAUUCGCCACGGCGAGAGCGUGGACAACGCCGCCGGCGUCUACGCCGGCUCUCGCGACUCUGGCCUGACAGCCCAUGGAGCUCUCCAGACCCGUCGUCUGGCCUCUAGCCUCGCGCAAUCCUGUGCUAUCACGCACAUCUUGUCGUCUCCGCUUCAGCGGGCGGCCAAGACGGCAGGGGCUGUUUGCGAUGCACAGAACCAGGUGCACGGGGCUACCGGCCUGACCGUCACCCUUGUCCCGGAGCUACGAGAAAAGGAUUUUGGGAGCUUGGAAGGCGUCAGUUUUCGGCACGGGAAACCCAAUUGUCCUGACGCCGAGACGGCGCAGUGCGUAAGGGAGCGCGUAUGUCGCUUUUGGGACGAGCACAUGUUGCCGCUGUUACACGACGAGGCCGGGACCAAGACCGACACAAAGUGCGCAGUCGUGGCUCACGGCAUCCUUCUCCGUGCCCUCGCAUCGCUUCUGUGUGAAAAUCUCUCUACCAACACGGCCUUCCCACCGGGGCCCGAGCGCAACGGCUUGGCCGCGGACAGCCCUAACUCUGAGUUCCUCUCCUGGUCAAAUACAGGCUAUCUCGAGGUCUACAUGUCCAAGAGGCCGUCAGCACCCUCUGGGUCUGCCUCGUCGCAUUGUGACGUGCGUCUUACCUUGUGGCACCUGCGCAUCGAGCGCGUCAACUGCGUGUCGCACCUCGACAACCUGAAGAAGACGCGCGGCGGCAUCGGUAGUGCACCCUUUGACGAUAGCCAGCGAACGAUUGAACGCUUUUUUUCUUCGGAGCCGAAGCCUCGAACCAAUGGCAGCUGA
Molecule: messenger RNA, 822 nt
Organism: Hirsutella rhossiliensis
Lineage: Eukaryota; Fungi; Ascomycota; Sordariomycetes; Hypocreales; Ophiocordycipitaceae
Product: histidine phosphatase superfamily (branch 1) domain-containing protein
Exons: 1
Coding region: 1-822 (273 amino acids)
Biological process (GO): positive regulation of DNA repair; fructose 1,6-bisphosphate metabolic process; negative regulation of programmed cell death
Cellular component (GO): cytosol
Molecular function (GO): fructose-2,6-bisphosphate 2-phosphatase activity
Source: RefSeq, a predicted model, not a curated record